AGAAAUUGACAUUUUCUUGUUCGACGCCCAUCAUAAUGAUCCCGAUUAUGAUGAACACCGACACAGCUAUAAUAUGAGUAUUUAAAUAGGGCAGUUUAUCGCAUAGUGGAUACAGAAUUAUAUCCAGCAUGGCCAUAUUGACGAGCUCCCAGGAAUUUCUUUCUGACCUGCAGAUUACAAAAUACUUCAAUGUCGCUUUUCUAGGAAUUUGGGUAUUAGAUUAUUGCGUUACAUUCGAAGACGAAGUCCGCUGGGUGUGGGGACGAAAAUGGGAUUAUACGCGAUUAAUAUUCAUAUUUUCGCGCUACCUACCAUUUUUCGCUGUUAUUGUGACUAUUUGUGUCGCCAUGCAAAACCCAAAUGGUAAUUGCAAGACCUACAAUAGUGUUUGGGAAGCUGACUUCCCGCCUAUCGCAAAAGCUGCCUGCGCUUUGGCUAUCAUCUCCACAGAAGCCUUGCUUGCCUUGCGGACUUACGCCUUCUGGAAUCGAAGCAAGAAAUUGCUGGUGUGCCUGCUUGUUUGUGCUGCUCUCUUUAUUGCGGUGGCUUUUGUCUUGUCAACCAAAAUACACGACUCCCAGAGCUCUUGUGAAUAA
Messenger RNA from Serpula lacrymans var. lacrymans S7.9, 596 nucleotides. RefSeq lists its product as uncharacterized. NCBI's taxonomy places the organism in Eukaryota, Fungi, Basidiomycota, Agaricomycetes, Boletales, Serpulaceae. The transcript is spliced from 10 exons. Bases 129 to 596 code for a protein of 155 amino acids. The record is from RefSeq and is a predicted model, not a curated record.